AUGUUAAAAAGAGUGAUCGCCCUCAAUUUGUACACCUCGGUAUCUGUGACAUGGACUAGGCGAACUAUUGCUACAUUUCCAAGACCACCUCGUGUUGCUGUUGUUGGUGCUGGACCAGCUGGUUUAUAUGUUUGCGCUGGAGUACUUCGCCGAAUACCAGAAUGUUAUAUGGAUAUUUACGAAAGUAACAUGGUACCAUAUGGUUUAGCUCGCUAUGGAAUAGCGCCGGAUCAUCCUGAAAUGAAAAACUGCAUAGCACAUUUUGACAGAUUGUUCGUCGAAAACCAAGAUAGACUGAAGCUAUUUUGCAAUGUUUGCAUAGGUCGGGAUGUCAAGUUUGACGAACUUUGUUCGGAUUAUGAUGCUGUAGUAUUAGCAUACGGCGCUCGACGUCAGAGACGAUUAAAGAUUCCCGGAAUCGAUGCGAUAAAUGUUUUUUCGGGUGGCGACUUUGUAUUUUGGUAUAAUGGAAUGUCUGGUAUCAAAACGCCGCUUUUGAACUGCAAAGAAGCGAUCAUCAUUGGUAAUGGUAAUGUGGCGUUGGAUUGUUCACGUGUGAUACUUUCAUCCGGAAUGGAUCGGUUAUUGAGGACCGAUAUCCCAUCAUCUGUAUUGGAUACUCUUUCGUGUUCUCAGAUACGUCAUGUGACCAUUAUUGGCCGAAGAGGCCUACUCGAUGUUUCAUUCACCAUAAAAGAAUUGCGAGAACAAAUUACACUGCCAGAUUGUUCAUUUUUUGUAGAAAUUGAAAACUCUGAUCUCCUCACUGUAAAACAGUCACAGCAGACAUUAGCAAGACCAAAGAAGCGUAUUGCGGAACUGAUUUUAAAUAACAGCCAUGUGAACAAACCGGGAUCUGAUCGUCUGUGCCGAUUAUUGUUUCGAAGGACGCCAACAAAGGCUUAUUUUAAAUCUAGAAAAGAUAGCUAUGAUACUUUUCUAGAAAUUGUCAUAGUUGUGACGGAUGAUCGUGGAGUAGUCAAAGCACUACAGGUAACUCAUUCACUGAAUGGUCACAAAGAAGAUCUUCCAUGUGGUUUACUACUUUGCUGCAUUGGAUUUGAAAAUGUUGCUCUAGAUGGAGUACCAGUAAAUGCAAAUGGCGAAAUCAAAAUGCUUGAUACUGUUCGCGUAGCAACGGAAGAAGAAUUCUUAGUUUAUGCUGUAGGCUGGUGCGUACAUACACCUCAAGGAAUUAUUGCACAUACGCAGAUGAAUGCCAGCAAUGUAGCUGAUCGACUGACUUCCGAUCUACAAAAAUAUGGUUUGAAAACUGCGCAAAUUACGGGUUCCCAUCAACGGUUAAUAUCACGGAAAAUAGAAUAUCUGACAUGGAAUGACUGGAAGAAGAUUGACGAGGAAGAGAAGAGACUAGGCGUUAUACAUGGAAAGAAACGAGAGAAGUUGCUGAAUUUUGAAAAUAUCGUUUUCUCAAACGAAUAG
Molecule: messenger RNA, 1443 nt
Organism: Acanthocheilonema viteae
Lineage: Eukaryota; Metazoa; Nematoda; Chromadorea; Rhabditida; Onchocercidae
Source: the annotation of a GenBank genome assembly